GCCUGCUGACCAUCCUCAGCCUCCAGCUCUCUGCACUCGCAACUCCUCCCCGAACCCACGCUGAGGUGAAGAGCCUGAUGACAAUGACAAACCUGGAGACCUCGAUGGCGACCAUCAUUGCGGUGUUUCAGAAGUACUCAGAAAGAGAAGGAGACAAACACAAACUGAAAAAGAGCGAGCUGAAGGAUCUGCUUCACGACGAGCUGCCAGAUCUGAUGGCGCAUGUGAAAGACCAGGCCACACUUGACAGCCUGAUGGAGAGCCUGGACACGGACGGCGACGCCGAGUGCGACUUCCAGGAGUUCAUGACAUUCAUCUCCGUGGUUACCGUCUGUUGCCACGAGUUCUUCGAGCACGAGGACGAGUGAGGAGGAGGCGAGGGCAGGGAGACAGAACAGGGGGAGCUACAGUAAAUUAUAAAAGAAGAAGAAGAGGAAGAAGAAGAAGCCUAGCAACGCACAACCUGUUGGUGCCCUCAGAGCAGAGCAUGCUGGGAAAAAACAACUCCAGCCAGCAGCCAAAACACUAUUGGUGAGGUUUGGCUGGUGGUUUCUAGUUGUUACUUUAGCUUAAAAUCAGAUUUUAAAAAGAUCCUGUUCUUCUCUAUUUGAUUCUAAAUACCUACAUGGCUUGUAAAGUCUUCAAAAUGGCUACAGAGUUUGUUGUUGUUUGCCUACAUUACACAUAAUAAUCAUUUGGGAGGUACUUUUUUUAAACUGUUGUUAAGAUUGUGGCUGGUAUAGCACAGCACCUAAAAACAUCGGCUAGUUAAAGUUCCCAAAUGGCUCGUGAAUUGUAGCCAAUUUAGAAGCCACAAAGUCUUAAAAAUGGCUCUGAGAUUUUGGUGUAACAAAUCUAGACAAGUCUCUCUAAAAGUCUGCAGAAAAUGGACAAUUUCUGAUCUUUUUAGUAGCUUCCUCAGCAUAAUGCCCUUCUAUAAGUCAAGCUGUUCGGUAUUGUGACCAACUUUGGCUCCCAAGUUCCUAAAAUAGGCAAUCAGUAAUUUAAGGUUCUUCUGUUCAAAGUCUAAAGGUCCAGUAAUGUUGUAAAAAUGACCGGUAAGUUCAUCUCAUCCAAUACUGAAAGGGCCUUGUAGGUUUUAAAAACAUCGGCUAGAUAAAGUUUCACUACUAAAAUAUCAACAAAAAAAACAGCUUUGAGAGAUUUUGAGUUGUAAAAAAUGUUCAUCUACACUUAAUAAUAAUUCUGUGGCUGGUGUAUUUCAGAUGUGGCCGGUAAGUUUGUCACCAAUCAUUUUGAGUGUUAUAUUUAGAAGCCAGUAAAACACUUUUAUCAACUCCAGCAGCAGCCAACUUCUCACAGGCGCCUGGGUUUAAAAAGUCUUGUCGACUAUCAAUUAUUGAAAGUGAAUUCUAGUAAAGUUGCUCAUAAUAAAAAAACAAUGAAUUGGCUAGUAAAAGUUUUAAAAUGGCUUUUGAGUUUCAGCUAAUCAAGAAGCGACAAUUUAGAACUUUAACAACUUUUCAGACACUUUUUUUAAAAUCUAGCUGACUAUCAAAUAUUUUAAGUGACUUGUAAGUUGGUCGUUUGAUUGGCUAGUAAAAGUUUAAAAAUGGCUUCAUCUACAAGCCACAGUUUUUAAGAAAUCUACUAAACUGUUAAAAAUGUAAAGUGACUGUUAACUUAGUCAAGUUAAACAUGUUGAAUUGGCUAGUUUUUGUUUAUUCUAGCUGUCGGUUUGGUAGAAAAACAACAAUAAUUUGGAGAUUUAUUGUCAAAUAAAAACUCUGGGCCCAUCAAAGUGGCUGACAAGUUGUUUAGAAGCUCUUUCUACUUCAUAUUUAGGUAGUUGGUAAACAAGGCAACAAUUGUUUGAGUCAUAAUACAUUCUGAAUGUCUAGCUGGCUGCUGAAAUAAUCAUAAAACUUUAGGAGUUAGUAGCCGCUAUUGUCUGCAGAGUUCUUUAGUUUCACUCUUCGUGCAAAGGAAACGUGUGAUCGGUUUAAAUCAGCUGGAACAGAAGAGUUCGUCUGACGAUGUGUGUUCUGAAACGUUGAGCACUGGUUAGUUUGGAUGUUGGAUAUGAAAUAAACGAUCAACGUGUGA
Morone saxatilis (striped sea-bass) is the source of this 2067-nucleotide messenger RNA. RefSeq names its product S100 calcium binding protein, beta (neural) (gene s100b). The record is from RefSeq and is a predicted model, not a curated record. Gene Ontology annotation, molecular function: S100 protein binding; RAGE receptor binding. Gene Ontology annotation, cellular component: nucleus; cytoplasm. Gene Ontology annotation, biological process: positive regulation of cell population proliferation; positive regulation of canonical NF-kappaB signal transduction. The coding region runs from base 78 to 368 and encodes 96 amino acids. NCBI's taxonomy places the organism in Eukaryota, Metazoa, Chordata, Actinopteri, Moronidae. The transcript is spliced from 3 exons.